AUCAUUUUUGUGCCAAUAAGAAUGAACAUAACUUUCUAAAACUGAACGUAACUUUCCAAGAAACGAUCAAAAAUAUGCCACUGCAAAAAGAAGAAAAACACAAUGAAAACAAAAAUAUGAACUCAGUCGCACGAAUUUAACAUGCUCUUCAAAUAUGCUUCAUUCUUUGUUAAUGAUUUUCAAAGAAUCGUUUUCGUGAAUCAUGGAUUUUGAAUGCGUUGCCACAGUUUUCGCUUCCGCUUCGUAAAUUUUCGUUUGCUGUUUUGGCACAAACUUCUCGUGGGGGCGGGCUUAACAGCGAUCUACACUGAUUGGCUAAUGAGCUUUUGAUGGACAGUUGCUCUCUGACCCGGAAGCACAGACGGUGACGUCAGUGGCGCGCAUAUCGGAAAGUUGUUGCGGUGUGCAAUACGUCGUGCUUUAUGUUAAGUAUUAAUGUUAGCAUUUUACCUACGGUCGUCUCUUAGUUUCUAAAGAUGACCUCCCGGGAGAGACACGGAGCGGUGCCAUCAUCUUCCACCUCAGCUUGUCCCUCAGGGCAGCUUGAACAAGGCAUUAAUCUUGGUGCAGAUGCUGCAUCUGCAGCUGUACAUAACAUCCUUGAAAUUCUUAACCAGUCGCUCGGGAAAACCAGCACAAGGCAGGGUCAGCACUCGGGACAGAGUCAAACAGUGGACCAAGAGAUGGCCAGGUCUUUCCCUGGAUUUUUUAAGCGUGGUUCAAAAAGACGGCUACCCAGCUUUAGCAGACCAGCGAAGCUCAACAAACUAUGGAAACCUUUUGUGUUUUCAGUGUUUCUUUUGAGUAAAAAUACAGACAUGGUCCCUUCAUCAACUGAAGAGGUGCAACUUUUGCAAGCUGGCUUGGGUAAACGGAAUGUCACUAUGCCUGAUGACUUGACACAUUCACAGGUCUCUAGCCUGUUCAGUGAUGCAUACCCAAAAAUGAAGUCAGCAUCUGGAGGCUGGCUUCUGUACAAAGCAACUGGUGGACAGGGAAGACGAAGGUUAAAUUUAGUUCCUCCGGAGUCUGAAGGAUACAGUGGCAGCACAAUUAGAAGUGCAACUGCAGGGGGAAAAACAAUGUUGUAUAUUGUUCCUUUACAAUAUGAGUUUGACCUGUCACCACUACCAUCUGAUGCCCAGGAGUUCUCUCAGAUGCCUAAAGCUGAAUGUAAGAAAUGCUUCAAAUCUAUGCCACUACAGAUUCUUGCUCUGCACAUAAAGGAAUGCAACACUGCUGAAUAUGAGACACUUACAGACUCAGAACCAGAGCUGUCCAAUCUACCUCCUGAUUCACCCGAUUUAUCUCCUGCUACUGAAGAAAAGUCAACAGAGGCAAAGUGUCCUGUUUGUCUGCAAAGUUUUCCUGUGAUGGAGUUGGAGCUACAUGCCAGUUUUUGUGGCGAUUUAGAUAGUCCACUUAACUGUCCAAGCCCUGAUGUAAUGGAGCCACAAAAAGAAGAAAUGUCAUGUGAAGAGGAUGUACUGCGAUGGAUAGCUGCACGUGUUGACACCACUAAAGAAUUUAGUAUCUGUGUGUCCAGAAUGAACCUCUUAGAAAGAGGUAUGUCACUGUGGAAGCGUCAAAAGCUCAGCUCCCCAAUCAAUACUUUAAAAGUUACAUUCUUGGGAGAGGCUGGAGUUGACACAGGAGCUCUGCGUAAAGAAUUUCUGACCGAAAUGAUUAGUGGUAUAGAGACUCGGCUUUUCGAAGGAGAGGAUGGUAAAGGAAAAAUGCCAAAGUACUCAAUAAAUGACCUUGACAAUGGCCUAUUUCGAGUUGCUGGGGAAAUAUUUGCCGUAAGUCUCGCGCAAGGUGGUCCAGCUCCACGAUUUUUACAGGAAUGGUGUUACAAUUACCUUCUAAGUGGAAACCUUGAAAACAUCACGGUGGAUAAUGUUAAUGACAUGGAAUAUUCACCACUGAUUAAAUUGAUCGAGGAGACUUCAGACCUGUCGAAAUACAGUGAUCAAAUAAUGAGCUGUGGCUACACUGGCCCUAUAAAUGAGCAAAACAAGGAGAAUAUAAAGAGAGCAAUUGCAAUGCAUGCCGCUGCUCGACGGACUCAUGUGCUUCAACAGCUCCGUGAGGGUCUCCAACUUUACCAUCUAGUGGAUAUCAUGGAGAAGAACAAAAAAGUUUGCCGUAGCCUCUUUGUUUUUGAAGGUGGCAAUGAUCAGGUGGACUCUCAAUACAUCGUAUCACAUCUUGACCCCAAAAUGAGUGAGAGUGGCACUCUGAAGCACAGCAAAGAAAUGCAAAUCUUGAAUAACUUCCAGGAUGUUCUUAUGGAACUCGAAGAUGGAGAUCCUGAGGAUGAGGAGGCACUUUGUGUGUCAAAAGUAAUGCAGUGGCUGACUGGUCAAGCACACGUGCACCUGCUUCUUUCAGAAAGACAAGCUUUUAAAAUCACUGUUCUAUUUGACCAUACAUGCAUGGAACGUAUGCCAGACCACAGAAUUUGCUACCCUGUGGUCAGUGCAUGCACCCAGACAAUCACAUUUCCCACUGCACAUUCAACAAGUUUAAAUGAAUUUAAAGAGAACAUGAAAAUUGCAGUGCAACAGGGAGCUUACUUUUACAGGGUUUAAAACAGAUUUGUUAAUAUACUCCUUUGUCCUUUUAAUUGGACUUGGAGCUUUUGAAAAAAGAGAGAGACACUACACUUAAUCAUUUGUUUUAUUUUCGAAAGAGUGGCUUAUAAGAUUUCAAAACAUUGUUAUGACGUAAGUUUUACAUAAACAUUACAUGUGUAUUCUUGUAAAUUCAAUUUCUGAUGGAACUACAUGUGUUUUUGUAUGUUUUUCUUGUUAAAAGUGAAUUGUUAAAUAAAGCAGUCUUUGAAUAAUAUCAA
Danio rerio (zebrafish) is the source of this 2857-nucleotide messenger RNA. Lineage: Eukaryota; Metazoa; Chordata; Actinopteri; Cypriniformes; Danionidae. The record is from RefSeq and is a predicted model, not a curated record.